This is a messenger RNA of Gongylonema pulchrum, 575 nucleotides long. Lineage: Eukaryota; Metazoa; Nematoda; Chromadorea; Rhabditida; Gongylonematidae. The record is from the annotation of a GenBank genome assembly.
CUCGGUUCGGCCGAUCUUGUUGAGGAAAUUUCUGUUGGAGGUGGCGAAAAAAUCAUACAGGUUACUGGAGUCCAAAAUCCAGGCCAAGCCGUUUCAAUUCUCAUUCGUGGCUCGAACAAACUGGUGCUGGAAGAAGCUGAAAGAUCGAUUCACGACGCAUUGUGUGUCAUUCGAUGUCUGGUGAAAAAGAGAGCACUUGUUUCAGGUGGUGGUGCUCCAGAAAUGGAAGUAGCAGUACAGCUGCGUCAGUUAGCUCUGGAAAGACAUGGUGCUGAACAGUAUUGCUGGAGAGCAUUCGCGGAUGCGCUGGAACAAGUUCCAUAUACUCUAGCUGAAAAUGCAGGCCUAAAUCCAAUAGCAACAGUUACGGAAAUGCGUAGCCAACAUGCCAAUGGCAAAAAGAAUCAUGGAAUCAAUGUUCGCAGAGUAAGAUUUUCUUAUUACAUAAAGAACAAAUCUUUAAGGUUGCACCCAGAAGCAGCGCACAUUUUUCAAAUUUGUGCUGGCUUUUCACGGGACUUCCGCUACAACAAGCCUUUUCGGUAUGAGUCUCCAAAUUUUAUUGUUAACUAGCA